Messenger RNA from Fraxinus pennsylvanica, 2025 nucleotides. The record is from the annotation of a GenBank genome assembly. Lineage: Eukaryota; Viridiplantae; Streptophyta; Magnoliopsida; Lamiales; Oleaceae.
AUGGCAAUGGAAAACAUAUUUCCUCCUAUGGUUUUAUUAAAUCCAAAACAAAAACACUGCAAUCCGGUUCGGGUUGCUUCAAGAAAUACAAAAUCAGUUAUAAAUAAUUGCUUCAAGAAAAAAUAUUUUGUUCAAGAGAAAUUGGAGCCUAUGUGGGACGAUGGAUAUGGGACUCAAACGGCUAAGGAUUACUUGGAGGCAGCAAAGGAUAUGAUUAUGCCAGAUAAUGGACCGCCCCGGUGGUUUUGCCCAAUUGAAUCUGGGCCACCGAUUGAAAAUUCACCGGUUCUUCUGUUCUUACCAGGGAUUGAUGGACUUGGCAUGGGGCUCAUAGUGCACCACAAGGCCAUUGGCAAAGUUUUCGAAGUUCAAUGUAUGCAUAUUCCUGUAUAUGAUCGAACACCAUUUGAAGGGCUUGUGAAAUUUGCUUCAGACAAAGUGAGAAGUGAACAUACCUUGUUUCCAAAUAGGCCGAUCUAUUUGGUGGGAGAAUCUUUUGGAGGAUGCCUAGCACUGUCUGUUGCUGCUUUUAAUCCCAAUAUCGAUUUAGUAGUAAUAUUGGUGAAUCCAGCAACAUCAUUCAGCAGGUCACAACUUCAGCCUAUGUUCCCUUUCAUGGAGGCUUGUCCUAAAGAACUUCAUAAAUUUCUUCCUUACAUUUUUGGCCUCGGAUUAGGGAACCCAAUCAAGAUGGCAAAUGUUAAUGUCCAUAGUCCAUUUUCCCCUGCCAAAAAAAUGGAAAACUUGUUUCGUGAUGUGAAGGCUCUGGUGGAAGGUGCCACUCUCUUCGCUGAUCUUUUACCAAAGGAAACUUUGUCCUGGAAAUUUAAGUUGCUUAAAUCUGGAGCUGCACAUGCCAAUUCACAUCUACAUGCUGUGAAAAGUGAAGUACUUGUGCUCGCAAGUUGCAAGGAUAACAUGCUUCCUAGUGCCGCAGAAGCAGGGAGACUCUUGGACUCACUCGAGAAUUGCAAAGUCAGAUACUUCCCCGACAAUGGCCACACCCUUUUGGUAGAAGAUGGGAUCAAUCUCUUGUCAAUCAUCAAAGGUACUAGCACAUACCGGCGUUCUAAAACACACGAUUUCGUCUCAGAUUUCAUCCCUCCCAGUAAGUCAGAAUUCAGGGGCACAUUCAAUGAACUACUGGGAUUAUUCCGCCUUGCUACAAGCCCUGUAAUGUUUUCAACUCUGGAAAAUGGAAAAAUAGUGAGGGGCCUGUCGGGGAUUCCAGAUCGAGGCCCGGUUUUGCUUGUCGGUAAUCACAUGUUUUACGGGGCAGAAAUUGGAGGCAUUGUUGAAGAAUACUUGAGAGAGAAGAAAAUCGUGCUUCAUGGAGUUGCACAUCCUGAAAUCUUCUCAGAAAAUAUUGAAGCUCCUUUACAGGUUAUUUCUGGGUUCGAUAGGUUUAGAGUAUUCGGGGCAGUUCCUGUAACAGCAAGAAACUUUUACAAGUUACUGUCGAACAAAUGUCAUGUUCUUCUCUAUCCCGGCGGUGUACGGGAGGCAUUACACCGGAAAGGAGAAAAGUACAAGCUGUUUUGGCCGGAGGAGCCCGAAUUCGUAAGAAUGGCAUUAAAAUUCGGGGCAACAAUUGUUCCGUUUGGAGUAGUUGGUGAGGAUGAUAUAAUGGAACAGUUUCUUGAUUACAACGAUGUGAUUGAAAUUCCUGUUAUUAAGGAAUUGAUAAAAACAAGAAAUACUGUUAUGACCAAAGUAAGGACAGGGACUCAAGUGACAGGAGAAGUAGCAAAUCAAGAUUUUUUUGUUCCAGGGAUUUAUCCGAAAAUUCCAGGCCGGUUUUAUUUUCUGUUUGGGAAGCCAAUUGAAACAAAGGGAAGGGAAGAGCUUCUGAAAAACAAAGAAGCUUGCAAGGAACUUUAUUUGCAGGUAAAAUCUGAGAUCAUAAGAAAUGUGGAUUAUUUGCUCAAGAAGCGAGAGGAGGAUCCAUAUCGCCAUGUAUUUGAAAGGACAACAUAUCGAGCUCUGUCGGGUCCUGUUGAUCAAAUUCCAUCGUUUGAUCCAUGA